Molecule: messenger RNA, 458 nt
Organism: Hibiscus syriacus
Lineage: Eukaryota; Viridiplantae; Streptophyta; Magnoliopsida; Malvales; Malvaceae
Exons: 2
Coding region: 60-458 (132 amino acids)
Source: RefSeq, a predicted model, not a curated record
AAAAGGGAAAAUCCCCAAAAUCUCUUACUAAUGGCCUUUCACGUAGCUUGCCCAACUACAUGUCGUCAGAUCUGCUUUUGUUCGCUAGGGUUUCCUCGGAGUCUCCGGGCUCCGUGAAUGGCUUCUUGCAGGAAGUGAUUCGAGUCGAGGAGUUUUUGAAAGAUCCUUGGGGCGUUAGGGUUUCUCGAGAAGGGACUGUGCAGGUUCCGGUUCCUAAACUAGCGCCGGUUGCGGCUGGGGAUAGAGAAGGAGCUGCUGCGGUUGAGAAGUCGGCCUCGGUGUUGGCUCAGACGAGAUGGCUGGCGCUUCAGAGAAAGGCUGCUGCCACGAUGGCGGCGGCGGCUGAGGAUUAUUCUGGGAAGGUUGAGUCGGGUUAUGUUGCGGUAAUUUUCUUGCGUUUGGCUUUAUGCAAUGUGUUUUUACUUGUAUGUCUGUAUGCAUAUGCAAGGUGUAGAUGA